AUGCAUAAAAUUUUGAGAUCAAUCAAAUCUGUAAAAGGAUCUAGAUUUGCUAAUAAAUUGCCUACCUAUUUAGAAAGAUUAUAGUAAUAAGAAGAAAUGGAUAGAAAAACCAAUUUAGAUGUACUUAGAAGAGAAGUUUUCAAUGAUUCAAUCUAAUUACCUAUUAAAUUCGCUGCUUAUUAUAUUACUAAGUAUACUGAAUUUUAUUAAUAGCUAAUAGACCUUUUGGGCUGAAUUAACAAGAUCUAUGAUUGAUGCAAGCAAUCAUAUGAUUUUAUUUGCAACCAAUUAUAUUAAUUAUGGUAAUAUUAUGAUUUAUUCAUAAGGUCCAAAUAAAUAAUUUCCAUAUGGAAUAGAGAAAGUGAAACAUCUGGUAGCUUUAAUACCGUCUGCGUUGUUUCUAUACUUUGGAGCAUCAAUAUCAUAUGAAUCAUUUCUUAAUAUUUAUAAUUAUGGUCAUUAUGUUGGUGAAAUACAUAGCAAUGCUUGGGGAUUAGCUGUAUGUGUAUUUGAAUUAUUGAAUAGUUAUAUUUACUAUCAAUAGGGAUAGAAACAAGUGUAGUUUUCAAAAAUAUAAGAGAUGCACAAGCUGUGGAUUCAAGUGAUGAAACAAAAAAAGGAUUAUUAAAAUAAUUCUUAUCUGUAUUUUAAAAGAAAGAUCCAGUCCUCUAAGCUAUUCUUUAUGAGAAUGCUAUAACAAUGGGAUCUACUUUAAUCCCUUUAUUGUCUUCUGCAUUUACAUUAAUAUAUCCAACUCAUGCAUUUGAAAUUGUAGGAUCAUUAGCAAUUGGUUUGAUUUAAUUGUAUGAUAAAAUGUUUGAAAAUAUGAUAGAUAACUUGCUUAUCAUUUAAGUGCUAAGAAUCUUAGUUCUUUGAUGGGAGAACAAUCUAUAAGUGAUUUGGAAGUGAAGAAAAUUUNA
Messenger RNA from Paramecium sonneborni, 920 nucleotides. The record is from the annotation of a GenBank genome assembly. NCBI's taxonomy places the organism in Eukaryota, Ciliophora, Oligohymenophorea, Peniculida, Parameciidae.